AUGCCGCUCGUGAGGAAGCUUUUGAUCUUCGCCGCCGUCGAUGGGCUCGUGCUUCAGCCCCGCUCGCAACCUCAUGCACAGCAGCAGCAGCAGCAGCAGCAGCAGCAGCAGCAAGCUAUUAAGAUCGACUACAAGGGCAAUGUCGGGCCCCUGCUCAAGAGCGAACACCGUGACGGGGAUGAUACAUUGUCGUCGUUCGAGUCGCAUGGAGUUGUCGGGCUCCUCAAAGUAGCUACGUCAGUGUUCCUGAUAUCGAUAUGCGGGCGCGAGCAGGUCGCGCAAGUGCGCGGCAAGCCCAUCUACAAGAUCACCGAUGUCGCCCUCAUCCCUCUCGCAUCCCAGUCCGAAGCCGACAACGCAGUCAUCUCCACGCGCGAACACCUGCGCCGCCACAACAAGCCAAGAGGCGCAGAAGAGGAUGAUGCAGACAGCGAGAGCGACGACGAUGCGCCUAGCGUCACAGAUUCGCUGGUUGAAGAAGCAACACCUUCCCAGACCGAGGUCAAGGACCCGGUCACCGGCCAGCGAGGCCCCGCAGACAAAAGGUCCAGCGUUGCCGAAGAUGUCAUGCAAAAGAAGGGCGUCUACGGAAGGUUCGCCGACAAGUGGUUCUCGCGCAAGGGCUGGAGCGCGGAAAGCCGGCGGACGCAGGGCUUGAGCACAGAGCAGGAGCUUGCCGGGAAGAGCGUACCCAAGAAUGUAGACUCUACAGGUCCUACGGAGGAGGCGGAAGCUGCCAAGUCAGACAAGUCACCGAGUGACGACAAGACGACGCAUGAUUCGUUCAAGCCAGAGGACAUUCCAAAAGCGCUCGAAGGUGACAAGGACGCAACAACAAUUGCGCUGCUUCCGCGGGUAUUGCAGACCACCAAGAUGUACUUCUCAUCGGGCAACUUCUUCUACUCGUACGACUAUGACCUGUCGCACGGCAUUGAGAACCAGCCCACAAACGCUAGUGUUCCGCUGUUCAAGCAGUACGAUCCUCUGUUCUUCUGGAACCAGCAUAUCGCCACACCCUUCAUCGAAGCUGGCCAACAUUCAUUCGUCCUACCUGUCAUCCAGGGGUUCGUUGGGCAACGUCCAUUUACGCUCAAGAUUGCAGAUGGUAAGUCUGACAGUCUUGUCAUCGACUCAGAUGCGACACCGGACGACAUACAGCUACAAUCAUGGCAAGACAAUCAGGAGAAAGAAGGACCCGCAGCAUCAGAGCCUGCUACGGACGAAGCAGUGACAGACCUUGCAGAUGGCAAGGACUUUCUCCUCACACUGAUCUCCAGACGUUCGGUAAAACGUGCUGGACUGCGUUACCUGCGUCGCGGAACAGACGACGAGGGCUGUACAGCAAACACCGUUGAGACCGAACAAAUCCUUUCCCCACCAACCUGGAACACGUCGCAGGACAAAAUUUACUCCUUCACACAACUCCGCGGCUCAAUACCACUCUUUUUCUCACAGUCACCGUACAGCCUGAAGCCUCAAGUCACGACAUGGGGCUCAUUCGAGACCAAUGGUCAAGCCUUCAAGCGCCACUUCAAUGAUCUCUCAUCGCGCUACAGUGAAGUCUACGUCGCCUCCCUGAUCGACAAACACGGCACCGAAGCCAAGAUCGGUGAAUCGUACGAGCAGCACGCCAAAGACCUCAAUGAACACGGUGGCAUCGACGGAAAGGGCAAGCAACUCGGGUUUGAGUGGUUCGACUUCCACAACGUCUGCCGUGGGAUGCAUUUCGAAAACGUCUCCAAGCUCAUGGACAGUCUGGGCCCGUUCCUCGAAUCUACAGGCUGGACAGAGAUCUCAGGCGAUGAGAUCAAGCACAAACAAUCUGGCAUCCUGCGAACAAAUUGCAUGGACUGUCUAGACCGCACCAACGUCGUCCAGUCCGCUUGCGCGCGCGGAGCUCUUGAACAACAGCUUUCAGCAGGCAGCUACACGAUUGACCUCCAAAACGAUCCGUCCACGUCAUGGUUCAACACGCUUUGGGCUGACAACGGCGACAACAUCAGUCGUCAAUACGCCGGCACCGCCGCGCUCAAGGGCGAUUUCACACGCACCCGAAAGCGUCAGAUUACCGGCGCACUUACAGACUUCGGACUCACACUAACUCGCUAUUACAACAACAUCGUCAACGAUUACUUUGCGCAAGCCUGCAUCGAUUACCUUCUCGGCCGCGCUACAGAUACCAUCUUCGCCGAAUUCGAGGCUGACAUGAAGAGCAAUGACUACUUUGUCGACGUGCGCAAGGUUCGGCAGGCAGCAAUCGAACGCUGCGCAGCACGCGUCAUCGAAGAUCAAGAUGAGGAUCUGAUUCAUGGGUGGACGCUCAGCGUGCCGACAAGUGCAAACCACGUUAAGACAGCGACAUUUGAGGAAGCCGUCCUACUACUCACAGAAAAAGCAUUGUACUUCUGCCGCCUUGACUGGGGAACCGAAAAGGUCCGCGAAUUCGAGCGCAUUGCGCUCUCCAACAUCCAAGGCCUGAUACACGGCGUGUACAUCACUAGCACGCUUGCGCAACGGCAUAUGGACGCCGACAAGAACGUUGGCUUCGUGAUCCGAUACCGUGCUGACGCCGACGGCGAGGCGAUCCGUCGCAACACGCGAGCGCUUGACUCAGGCGCUGCGAACGACGAGCAGAAGACCGACGAGAAGAAGGCGAAAUCUGAGGAGGGUAGGUUCUUAGCCUUCAAAGCGCUGCCGCCACGUACUAGCGUGCCAAGUGAAGGAGAGAAGGCGGAGAGCGAAGAAGAGGUCGUCAAGGGAGUCUGCGAGGAAGUUGUACGGGUUGUCAACAAGGCAAAGAAGCCUCUCGCUGCAUCAGAGACAGACGGUGAAGCCGCAGAAGACAGAUUGUUGCAGAUUGAAGACAAGGAUAUCAUUAGUCUGGCGGACGCGAAGAAGAGUACAGGGUAUUUGGAGCAGAUUGGGUAUUCGCUGAAGAAACUUGUAUGGUAA
Molecule: messenger RNA, 2952 nt
Organism: Ascochyta rabiei
Lineage: Eukaryota; Fungi; Ascomycota; Dothideomycetes; Pleosporales; Didymellaceae
Exons: 3
Coding region: 1-2952 (983 amino acids)
Biological process (GO): phosphatidylinositol dephosphorylation
Cellular component (GO): endoplasmic reticulum
Molecular function (GO): phosphatidylinositol-4-phosphate phosphatase activity
Source: RefSeq, a predicted model, not a curated record